AUGGCUGUCAAUCCAAAAAUGCAUCCUGUUAUAGCCAUCUUAGGUGCUGGCCCAGGGAUUGGUGAAGCCGUCGCUCACCGUUUCGCUGCUGAAGGGUUCGUCGUCGCACUUCUAGCUCGCUCGGAAGCCAAGCUACAGAAUAUGGCCCAGCGCAUCGACAUUGAUUAUGGCGAGGGUACUGCAAAAUACUACCUUACUGACCUUUGCGUCGAGGAAUCCAUUAACAACAGCCUUGAUACCAUCAAGACCGAGCUAGGAUCAAUUCAGGUCCUAGUGUAUAACGCCGGAGCGCGGCGAGUUCAUGGAAGAUCGAUAAUCGACACAACAACCGAAGAAUUCGAAAACUUUACUAAAAUCAAUUUGUAUGGUGCCUUUUGGUCUACUAAGCGUGUGCUACCCGACAUGAUUACCGCAGGCAGAGGAACUAUCCUCUUUACAAGCGCUACUGGUGCACUUCGUGGCAUGCCCGGCUUAGCCAGCUUCUCGCCCGGGAAAUUUGGUUUGCGAUCUCUCUGCCAGAUAAUUACCCGAGAGUAUCAGUCUAAAGGAAUUCAUGCGGCACACAUAAUCGUCGAUGGGCCGGUAGAUGGCGAUCUCAUUGGUGGAGUAGCCAGGAGGCGAUGGGAGCAAGCAGGAGAAGAAGAGAAACUGCGAAAUAUUGAUGCAUAUCUGGUACAGCCUACGGACUUGGCCCAGAUAUAUUGGUUUCUACAUACGCAGCCGAGAAGCGCGUGGACACACGAAUUAGAUGCCAGAUCCCAGAAUGAAGCCAUGUAUUCUAAGAUAUGA
Trichoderma asperellum CBS 433.97 is the source of this 789-nucleotide messenger RNA. RefSeq lists its product as uncharacterized. Lineage: Eukaryota; Fungi; Ascomycota; Sordariomycetes; Hypocreales; Hypocreaceae. The record is from RefSeq and is a predicted model, not a curated record.